Epinephelus fuscoguttatus (brown-marbled grouper) is the source of this 2845-nucleotide messenger RNA. RefSeq names its product T-box brain transcription factor 1b (gene tbr1b). The coding region runs from base 156 to 2189 and encodes 677 amino acids. Lineage: Eukaryota; Metazoa; Chordata; Actinopteri; Perciformes; Serranidae. Gene Ontology annotation, molecular function: RNA polymerase II cis-regulatory region sequence-specific DNA binding; DNA-binding transcription factor activity, RNA polymerase II-specific. Gene Ontology annotation, biological process: positive regulation of DNA-templated transcription; regulation of neuron projection development; commitment of neuronal cell to specific neuron type in forebrain. Gene Ontology annotation, cellular component: nucleus. The transcript is spliced from 6 exons. The record is from RefSeq and is a predicted model, not a curated record.
AAAUCCUUCCUGAUUGCAGGAUGGUGUCAAUUGGCUAAUUUGCUGCCUUCGGUAGCACAAGUCAUAGCAAGGCGUUUUCAUAGUGUUAGAUUAGGAAAAGGCGCGUGCAAAAGCUUGUGAUAUAGGUUGAGCUAAUAGUGGCUUCCUAUUGAGCUAUGCAGGUCGAGAAUUGCAUCUCGCCAGCGAGUGAUCUCUCCAAGAAAUUUAUGAAUGUGGGCAGUGGCUUUUCGAGCUCCGAUGGAUCAGAGCUUUCGUUGCAGGACCAUCCUAUUAUAUCUGCAAGUGACAACCUGGAGAGAAGUUCACCUCUGAAAAAAAACUCUAGGGAGAUGACGAAUCAGUCAGAGGCAGACAAUUUUCCCGACUCCAAGGACGCAUCAGGGGACGUCCAGAGGGGCAAACUCUCUCCUGGUCUUCACGGAGUCUCUGACAUCCGUCAUAAUUUCGAUGGAUCUGCAGGAGAAAGGUGCAUCUUUUCUCCAUCCACCCAGCCACAGUCAGUCUCUGCAGCUCCCAGUGCCAUGUUCCCUUACCCGAGCCAGCAUGGACCAGCGCACCCGGCUUUUUCUAUUGGAAGUCCCAGCCGUUAUAUGGCCCAUCACCCGGUCAUAACUAAUGGAGCUUACAACAGCCUUCUGACCAACACUUCUCCUCAAGGCUACCCGGCAGCGGGCUACCCUUACGCGCAACAGUAUGGACACACUUACCAAGGAGGGGCUUUUUACCAGUUCUCCACGGCGCAAGCAGGACUGGUUCCGGGGAAAGCGCAGGUGUAUCUGUGCAACAGGGCCCUGUGGCUGAAGUUUCACAGACACCAAACAGAGAUGAUCAUCACAAAGCAAGGACGACGAAUGUUCCCAUUUUUAAGCUUCAACAUUUCUGGCCUUGACCCAACUGCUCACUACAAUAUAUUUGUGGAUGUAAUACUUGCUGAUCCGAAUCACUGGCGAUUUCAAGGAGGCAAGUGGGUGCCAUGUGGGAAAGCAGACACAAAUGUAAUAGGAAAUAGGGUUUAUAUGCACCCGGACUCACCAAAUACCGGAGCGCACUGGAUGCGUCAAGAAAUAUCAUUUGGAAAGCUAAAGCUUACAAACAACAAAGGUGCCUCCAACAACACGGGGCAGAUGGUGGUUCUCCAGUCUCUCCACAAGUACCAGCCCAGGCUCCAUGUGGUGGAAGUAAACGAGGAUGGGACAGAGGACACCAGCCAACCAGGAAGAGUCCAGACUUUCACCUUCACAGAAACGCAAUUCAUCGCCGUCACAGCUUACCAGAAUACCGAUAUUACGCAACUGAAAAUCGACCACAAUCCGUUUGCAAAAGGAUUUCGGGACAACUAUGACACUGUCUACACAGGCUGCGACAUCGACCGCCUAACUCCAUCACCGGGUGACUCUCCGCGUUCACAGAUCGUGCCGGGUGCGAGAUAUGCCAUGCCUAGCUCUUUCCUGCAGGACCAAUUUGUCAGCACUUAUGCCAAAUCUCGCUUUCACCCUGGCGUGGGGACUGGUCCUGGCACGGAGCGCAGCGUCCCACUCGGCAACAGCUUGCUGUCCCCGCAGCAAACCGACGAGCCCACUGUUGCCACCCCCCCGCAGCGAUGGUUUGUCACCCCUGCCAACAACCGACUGGACUUUGCUGCCUCGGCAUACGACGCCGCUGAUUUCGCCGGUAACGCGGCCACCUUGCUGUCCUACGCAGCGGCCGGAGUGAAGGCUCUUCCCCUGCCGACUGCAGGCUGCUCCAACCGGCCUCUUGGCUAUUACGCAGACCCGUCAGGCUGGGGAGGACGCACGCCGCCGCAGUACUGUGGCGUAAACAGCAAAUCCAGCUCGGUCUUUUCCUGCUGGCCCGCUAACUCUAUCGGUGGCAGGGCCGGCACCAACUACCUGGCCGAGGAGGGGGACUCCAUCCCGACCGAGAGGUCACCCAUCGGCGGCUCGGAGGAGGCCAAACCCAAAGACAUGACAUCAGAGUCGAGCUGGAUAGAGACCCCGUCCUCCAUUAAGUCCAUUGAUUCGAGUGAUUCUGGUAUCUUUGAACAGGCCAAGAGGAGGAGAAUCUCACCUUCUGCCACGCCGGUUUCAGAGACAGUGUCCCCGUUAAAAUCUGAGCUGCUGGCACCGAGAGAGUGUGAGAAGAACUGCACAAAGGACAUUGGUUAUUACAGUUUCUAUCCUCACAGUUAAAACAACGAAAAAGAAAAUCUAUCUAUCUAUCUAUCUAUCUAUCUAUCUAUCUAUCUAUCUAUCUAUCUAUCUAUCUAUCUAUCUAUCUACAGGUUAAUCAAUUAAAAAAAAAAAAGAUGAGAAGGACUGUCACCUCAACAGUAAAUGGCCAAAGUGUAAAUUCUUCCAUGGCUCGGGCGCCUAGUUUCCAGAAAACACUGUAAUUGUGAAUAUAAUGUACAUAAUAUUGAACAUUUGGUGAUAGUGAUUGGAUGUACACAGAAUAGAUUAAAAUCCGACUCAUAACUAGUGUUUUAAAAAAAGAACCUCUUCUGUUGAGUAGCCUGAACUGUUAGUAAAGAAAGAUAUCGAGAAUCUUGUACAUGAAAUGUUCUUGUGUAGCAUAUGCUGGCAUAUUAAUCCCUGUCAGUGACAAAAAAAAUGUAUUUUGUACUUUAUCAAAGCUGUAGGCUACCAAAAGUUUAUGACGAUCACUGCUACAUCCAUCCUACCUGUGGUUAAAGAAGUUAUAAAUGUUGGUAAUGUAGACUUAGAGUCCUUUUUUAAUUUUAUUUUAUUUAUUGAUUUCAAGCCGGUUAUUUUUCAUAGCCUGUAUGCUAUGCUGUUGUGGAAAUCUCUGUAUCUGCUGUAACGUGAUUGAAACAUAAUAAAUGAUG